CUUAUUUUUUCACAUAUGACAACGUGGAGGAGUUCCCUCCCUCCCUCUCUGCCUCCAGUCAGUUUUUACAAGCUGUUGCAUGCAGCUUCCUCCACAACGCGUGGGUGAAAAGCAGAAGGAGAAUGAGAGGAGAGCAGAGGUGGGAACUGCAGCUGCCUCGCCGGGAAUGAAGGCGCAAGUAUGCCCUGUGAGACGGUGUGGAGGACCCGCCACUUUUACGCACACGAAAAGAAGGUGAUUUAGUAUCGGAUCCCGGUUCUCAAGAGGCACCUUUUGUGCAGAGAAAGAAAAAGUUUGCCUCAGAAAUUGUCAUUCAAAAAACAGCAGAGAUGAGAUUGAAGAGCUCCAAAAGUUGGAUUGUCCGAGGCUGGAUGACGUGCGUCCUCGUCAGUUUUUACUCAGAGAAUGCAGUCUCCAAAUCUGUCCAGUGUGAUGAAACCGAAUACCUAAAAGGCUCCAGAUGCUGCAAGAAGUGUGAACCAGGCCGCCGUGUGUUUUCUGACUGUACUGAGUCCGAGCAGACGAAAUGCAUCAAAUGUAAUCGUGGUGAAUAUCAGCCUGGCUUGACUGACAAGACGCGCUGUCUUCAGCAAAAGUUCUGUGACCCAGUGAAGGGUUUUCUGUUGAGGCCUGAGAACCUCGUUGCAGAGGAGCCGUGUCGCUGCCGUGCCGGCCUCCAAUGCUACCCCAUCAACUGUGAGUACUGUGAGAGAAUCCCCACCUGCAGCGCUGGAUAUGGACUGGAGGUGGACACUGAGUCUACUCAUGAAAGGAAAAUCUGUGUUGAAUGUAAAAAAGGCUUCUUCUCUGCUGACAACAGCGUCGACCAGUGCAAACCAUGGACUAAUUGUAAGGCUCAAGGCAGGCGUGAAGCAGAGCCAGGCAGCCCUCAGGCUGAUGCAGUGUGUGGACAACCUCUCUCUGUGGCAGCGCCCUCCUGGGUGAUAGUGUCUGUGCUGUCAGUCAUCACUGUUCUGUGUCUCCUCAUCCUGCUCCUCUUCUGCUACAAGGACAAACUCAAGUUACUCUCUGUGAAUCUACGGUCCUGUGUCCAGAAUCUGAAGAGGACGAGGAUACAACAGGAUACCUUGGCCCCUCUCUACCACAGUGGAGGCCCUGGAGGCCCCAAAUGCACCCCAUGUGAGAUGAGCAAACUCAUCUGCCAAGCACCCCACAGCCCCACUGAUGAGCCCCCAUGCCCCUUCCCCACUGCUGCUCCUGAAGUUAAGGUCUCACUACCCCCAACAGAGGUAGAAGACACCAAAGCGAAGACAGUGAUGGAGGAACAGAGUGAGGGCUCUGGGGAACCUGAGGAGGUGUCAGAAGAGGAGGAGGAGGAGGUUGGGAGUGUGUCUCCUCUUUUGGCAGGCUCUUGUGCUUGUGUCAUUCCAGUGCGGGAGCCAUUGGAAGUAGGGGAGAACGAGGACUGUAGCCAGGUGGUGAGCUCCGGGGCUACAGGGACCUGCUCAUGUGGAGGUCUAGAUGGAGAGAGGGAUGGAGAUGAGAGUCGGAAAGAGGAGAAGAGUGACAGUUUAACUGCGGACAAUAGUGAAACAAAGAUAAAUCCCUCCAAGAGUGAGACAGGUGUUGCUUCUCUUGUUUCUCUUUCCCCUCCUCUCAUCCACACCUCUUCUAUAAUCCCUCCUUCCUGUUCCAUCCCUGAACUGUGUUUGCCAUUGUCUCAGGCUAAGGUGAAACCAGAGUUUAAGCCUCACCUGACUGACAGGUCCCUGGUAAAACAGGAGGACUUAUACAGACUGACAAGCACAGAUCCCACCUCAAAAACAAACAGUGUGACCUCCCCGGUGACCUCUGUCAGCCCCUUAAUGACUUCAGUGUCUGUUGGAGACCUCUACCUGGACAAAUCCUGUGAGGCCUCCAGCCCAGAGCAAAGCCAGGGGCUUUCCUGGGGGGAGAACAGGGGGAACAAGCUCUCUUCUGUGGAGUCAGAGCUGGAUUGCUCACCUGAGAGCCUCCACAGUCAGCUGGCUGAACCAACUCUUACCUCAGGUCAGGUGUCCGGAAACAACAACACCACCUUCAUCUCUAGCGGUAAGGUCAUGAACUUUAGCGGGGACGUCAUCGUCGUCUACGUCAGCCAGACGUCUCUUGGAAGUGACGGGAUGGAGCAGGACGCCGCCUUUGGAAGCCCCGUCCAGGAAGAGGCCAAUGAGACGGCCACAUUUUUCCAGAGCAGCCGGAUGUCACAAGGAGACUCUUAUUCCCAUAGGACCUUGCAAGAAGAGACACUGCCAGUGCAAGAAGUGAUGGUAGAGCGACAAAUGGACAAGUGAAAAGUGACCAAUGGCUGUUUAUUUAUUAGAACAGUGACAAUGCAAAAUUGACCUCUGAUCGUUUGGGUUGGUUUUUUCAUUUCAUGUCCGAGCUACCAAUGAAAUUCCCAAAAAUGGCUUUAAAAACACAAUUCAUCCACUUUACCAGCCAACCAUUCAAGAACAAGGAAUCAACAGCUUUAUAUUCUAGUGAGGCUGGUCAGUCAUGGAAUGAUUGUCUUUCAGGGAUGUGAAGCUGCCAGUUUGCAUUGAUCUUUCUAUGGGCAACUCUAAAGUGCCUUUUGUUCUGUCUUUUCCAGUAGAAAGCUUGAGGCUUUUUCAAAUGGAAUCUCCCUCCAUUCCAGACAAUCAUGGGGAAUUUUGAUGGGAAUUGGAUGUUGAAGUAGACUUCAGACUGGAAGAAUGUCACAUUUUUUUAUUGUUAUAUGGAAAUUACUAUUGGGUAAUAACAAAGGAGUAACUUUAUUUUUCAUAUCCCAUCUAUCAUCAUUAAAUAUCCCGGGUUAACGUCUGUAGACUUUGUGUUUUUAACUGUUCUAAAUUUGACAUUUGGAUGAUUUCUAGAGUUUCCUCGCAUUACAAAAAUAUCCACCAUGUGGAAAUAAUUGUUUGCUCUCACAAAUAUCUGCCAUGAAAGUAAACAUUUUUAUGGUAGAAAAUUCAAUCGAUUUGCAACAUUAAAACCUGGCAGGGCAGGAUCAUAGUUAUAAGAUUUAAAAAAAGUGAUGAAGUAAAACAAUUCCCUGUUAUUUUUACUUUUUUGUCCUGGUUUGCAGAGUUUAACAGGAACUUUUAUUAUACAAUAAAGUGACACAUCCAAUUUUGGAACGAUGCUUUUUAUCUUGUUAGAUUUUUUUCUCUUAUUGCACCUCAAGUGCAGUUUGUGUCUAAGAAAAAUGCUAUGCAUUUGAUAAGCUAUCUUAUUUUUUGGUGUGUUCUGUUUUAAUUUGUUUUGAUGUACAAGCCUUAAUGAAGAAAAGUAAAAUGUCAGCCUGUUUAUAUUAAGUCUUAAUUCAUUUUACAAAGUUGAUUGUUUAUGUGAUAUGUCAAAAGAUACAUAUGUGAUUGAUGUGUGUAUAUAUAUUUCAAAAAGAGCUUGAUGGGUUUUUUUUUCUAAACAUGAAUGAGAAGAUUUUGUGCUUCCUCUUAUUUUAUUUUGAGUGUGGAUGUGUGAAGUGGAGCCAUCAACAGCAGGCGACACUUACACACACUAUAGGAGUUAAAAGGGACUGUUUAAUCACCACCUCACCACAUGUAAAAAAGACUUUUACUAAUUAUGUACACAUCAAUCAAAGCUGUUGCAAUGAAUGACUGAAAGAAUAUUUUGAUUUGAAUUAAAUGUGUUUUUCAUCGAA
Molecule: messenger RNA, 3649 nt
Organism: Labrus mixtus (cuckoo wrasse)
Lineage: Eukaryota; Metazoa; Chordata; Actinopteri; Labriformes; Labridae
Gene: tnfrsf11a
Product: tumor necrosis factor receptor superfamily, member 11a, NFKB activator
Exons: 10
Coding region: 330-2294 (654 amino acids)
Biological process (GO): lymph node development; positive regulation of bone resorption; multinuclear osteoclast differentiation
Cellular component (GO): external side of plasma membrane
Molecular function (GO): tumor necrosis factor receptor activity; cytokine binding
Source: RefSeq, a predicted model, not a curated record